AUUAUAUAUGUUAGUUGGCAAAAGAAAAUAUUUUGAAAAUGAACCUAAUGAAGUAAUUCUAAAAAUUUAUAUUCAGUCUAUGAAUCCAACUUUUGCUUUAAGAAGACGGAUAAAUUAAGAUCGAAAUCUAGAAACUUUGAGUUAAGCGCGAAGAAGAUUAACAUAGUAUAAAUAGUUUAAUUAAAUUUUUAGGUAGAAUUUGGCAAUUAUUUAAGAGAAAUACCCUUAAAUACAAUAAUCUGAAAUUACUAGAUUACUUGAAGAUUUUGAUAAUAACCUUGAGAUGGUAAUUGAAAUUCUAGGGUAAAAAAUGGCAAUCCCAUAAAAAAUUGACAUUGAUAAUGCAGAUGUAGAAUUUAAAUUAUUAAAGUAGUUUGAUAACUAUAAAAUAUGUUUAAAAGAAGAAUUAUUAAAAAGACUCUAUUAAUCCUAAAAUAUUUCAAUAGCACAGUAGGUUAUUCAACUCUGUUUUGAUGAUUUUGAAUAGAAAUUAGGCGAAAAGUUUUAAUCAAAUGUAUUUACAUUAUUUAUACUUUAGACUUAAAAAUUACUUGAUGAAAAUAAAUUACUUAAGUAAGCUUUUUUAAAACAAAAUAAGAGAUUAGAGAAAGUGAGAAUAGAUAUUGAAAAUAAAGAAAAACAAAAUUAAAAUUUGAUAAAUGAACUUGCUGAAGAAUGCAAACAAUAAAAAUUAAUUAACAAUAAUCUCACAAUAUUAUUAAUACAAGCUUAACAAAGUGUUUCGAUUAAUAGUAAUAUGAAUCAUGAUAUAUAUUGAGCAAUCAUCU
Messenger RNA from Paramecium sonneborni, 788 nucleotides. The record is from the annotation of a GenBank genome assembly. NCBI's taxonomy places the organism in Eukaryota, Ciliophora, Oligohymenophorea, Peniculida, Parameciidae.